Helianthus annuus (common sunflower) is the source of this 1127-nucleotide messenger RNA. RefSeq names its product MDIS1-interacting receptor like kinase 2-like. Lineage: Eukaryota; Viridiplantae; Streptophyta; Magnoliopsida; Asterales; Asteraceae. The record is from RefSeq and is a predicted model, not a curated record. The annotation marks the transcript as partial. Gene Ontology annotation, molecular function: ATP binding; protein kinase activity. Gene Ontology annotation, biological process: protein phosphorylation. The transcript is spliced from 2 exons.
UUCCCAUCAUUGUGGGAUUUUGCUUUUUUGCUUCUUUUUUACAGGUGUUACAAAAAUCACAAUUCCACAGAUAAGAAAAUCCAACCAGAAACAAUAAAACAUGGAAAUGUGUGCUCAAUAUUGAAUUAUGAUGGAACAAUUGCAUAUGAAGACUUCAUCACUGCUACACAGGAUUUUGACCUCAAAUACUGCAUUGGAACUGGUGGCUACGACAGUGUUUAUGAAGCCAAACUGCCUAGCGGUCAAACGUUUGCUUUGAAAAAACUCCACGGUUUUGAAGCCAAGCAACCAGCAUUCGACCAGAGUUUCAAGAAUGAAGUCCAAGUGUUAACAAACCUAAGGCAUAAAAACAUUGUCAAACUCUAUGGUUUUUGUCUGCAUAACAAAUGCAACUUCCUUGUAUAUGAAUACAUGGAAAAGGGGAGCCUGUUUUGUGCCUUGAGUGACAGCGAAUUAGCUGUUCAAGUGGAUUGGAUCAAGAGGGUGAACAUUAUCAAAGAUGUGGCUCAUGCUUUGGCAUACAUGCAUCAUGAUUGCAGCCCUCCUAUUGUUCAUAGAGACAUAUCAAGCAACAACAUUCUCUUGAACUCAGAACUGGAAGGAUUUGUUGCUGACUUUGGAGCAGCCAGAUUGCUCGACACAGAUUCCUCCAACCAAACGGUAAUUGCAGGAACUUUGGGAUACAUUGCUCCAGAGCUUGCGUAUAACAUGAUUGUGACUGAAAAAUGUGACGUGUAUAGCUUUGGGGUGGUGGCGCUCGAAACAAUUGGAGGGAAACAUCCUGGAGACCUCCUCUCAUCCCUGAACUAUUCGACUAGUUGUGGUACAACUUUGGAAAAUAUAUUAGACAAGCGACUCCCUUAUCCAACCGAUAGAUCGACUGAAAAGGAAAUUGUGCGUGUUUGUAAUGUAGCAGUAGCGUGCAUUCGCACAGAUCCAAAGUGUUGGCCGACAAUGAUAGAGGUGUCUCGGGAAUUAUCAUGUUGAAGACAUCAUAUGGGCUAUCUGCAAGCUUUUUUCAUAUUGUACUUGUGUCACCGUGAAAUAAACUUAAAACUUUUAGAACUGUUUGCAAUGUGGAUCUUAAAAGUAGUCUAAAUAAAGCUACGCACUUGAAAAAUUCUAGU